Molecule: messenger RNA, 1380 nt
Organism: Zerene cesonia (dogface butterfly)
Lineage: Eukaryota; Metazoa; Arthropoda; Insecta; Lepidoptera; Pieridae
Gene: Zpr1
Product: zinc finger protein ZPR1
Exons: 11
Coding region: 83-1363 (426 amino acids)
Cellular component (GO): nucleus; cytoplasm
Molecular function (GO): zinc ion binding
Source: RefSeq, a predicted model, not a curated record
UUGACAGUUGUGACAUUACAAUUUUUAGCCGAACACAUUUCAUAUUCGGAUUGUGUGAGCAAUUUAAUUUAAUACAUAAAAAAUGAGUACUGAAGAAAAGAAACCUCUAUUCCGAGACCUCACAGGUGAAGAUCCGGACCCCGAGGUGACAGAAAUUGAGUCGCUAUGUGUGAAUUGUCAUUCAAAUGGUAUGACGCGUCUGCUCCUGACUCGCAUUCCGCACUACAAAAACGUAGUGCUUAUGUCGUUUUCGUGCGAAGAGUGUGGCUUCGAAAACAACGAGAUACAGCCGGGUGGAGCUAUAGCAGAAUUUGGUAUUAGGUGGAAACUACGCGUGGAAGGCGCGACAGAUCUCAACCGACAGGUUGUAAAGAGUGAUUACACACGGGUCUACAUUCCGGAGUUGGAGUUUGAGAUACCAGCUCAGAGUCAGAAAGGAGAGGUGACAACCGUGGAGGGGAUUCUGGCACGUGCCAUGUCUGGUCUCGCGCAAGACCAAGAAGCUCGCAGGCGGGAGCACCCCGACGCCGCGGAUCAGAUCGACGGCUUCGUGAAGCGACUGCACGCUCUGAGGUCCCUGGAGACCAUGUGGAACUUGGAGCUGGAGGAUAUAAGCGGUAUAAUCAUCACAAGGAGCGCCAUGUAUUUGCCCUUGUCGCCCGAGGGCGCCGCCAGCAGCCUCCCCGGGUCCAUAACGCCGGCGGACCCGCGGCAGGGCUGCUACGAGCGCCUCGCCGCGGACGAGGUGCUCCGCUUCGCGACCAACUGCCCGGACUGCGACGCGCCCGCAGACACCAACAUGAAGCUCACCAAAAUACCCCACUUCAAAGAAGUUGUAAUCAUGGCGACCGUAUGCGAAGCCUGCGGGCACAGGACCAAUGAGGUGAAGUCGGGGGGCGGGAUAGAGGAGAAGGGUGUUAAAUUCGAAGUGAAAAUCGCGAACAGAGAUGACUUCUCGCGAGACAUACUGAAGUCGGAGACCUGCAGUAUGAGCAUCCCAGAGCUGGAUUUGGAAGUGGGGGGCAGAGCCCUGGGGGGCAGGUUCACUACCGCGGAGGGGAUAAUACGGGCGUUCAUAGACCAACUGGGGAAUGCGCCCGCCCUGCAGGGCGACUCGCCCGCAGUGGCCAAGGAGAAUCUACAGAUGUUCAUAGCGAAGCUGGAAGAAGUGCUGGACUGCAAGCGACCCAUCACCCUGAUACUGGACGACCCGGCCGGCAACUCGUACGUGCAAAGCUUGAGUGACGACCCGAGCAAGUAUGAUGACGGUAUGAAAGUCGAAUACUAUGAACGCACAGACGAACAAAAUGAUGAGUUGGGAAUUAACGACAUGAAAACGGAAGGAUAUGAGAACAGCAGUUAAUAAACAUUCAAAUAUAU